AGUCUCUACUCGUAAUCAACAACCAACGAACGAUGAGAGCCUUUCUCGUCUUCUUCCUCUUCAGCUGCCUGGGCUUCGCUUUCUUGGUGCCCUCGUCGCUAGGGUUCCAGUCCGAUGAGCUUCUUCUCGACGACGAGGAGUUCGGCCUCGAAGGCGGCCGAUCUCCCGAGUCCUUUCGCAUCCGAUCCCAGCCCUCUGGUCCGCAGUCGGCUCGCCGUAGGUCGUCGGAUUUCGGUGGCGGCGGGGGCAGUGACUCCGACUCCAAGAUCCAGUUCUCCCUCGAACACGCCUUCGGAGACUCCGAUUUCUCCCCCGCUGGCGCGUUCUCUGCUCGCCUCAAGACCUCGAGCCAUGGCGCUCAGACCCUUACAAAACUGCGGUUUUCAAGGAACGCUUUUACUGAAGCAGAGAAGGAGAAGUUUGAAAAGCUGUUACAAGGUGAUGACUUCUAUAGGAUAAGAUUACCAUCCAAUGUUGUGAGUCCUCCGGGAAGGGAGUACAUUAUUUCUGCCGUGAAAGCUAGAUGUCUUCCUCGUGAGGCUAUGGACGAGCAUUUUGUUAUACACAUGGAUGGUGUUAAUAUUUUGGCUGUUAAUUAUGGUUCUCCUGGGGCAUGCCAGUAUCCUCGGCAAUUGAAGCUUCCUGGAAAAUGGUCUUUCAACUCACACACAAUUCUGAAGAACACCGAGCAGGCACCAAGAGCUCCAGUAUUUUCUGAAGAGAUCCUCGGUGGGGAGGAGGGAGAGGGUGAAGGUGUAAAGCCAGUGGAAAGGUCCUUUUGGGCUAAAUAUUGGAUGUAUCUGAUCCCUCUUGGACUCAUUGUCAUGAAUGCCGUAACCCAAGCUCUGAACAUGCCUGAGGAGCAGGCUACUGGCCAGCCAGGCUCCCAAGGACCGGCAACAGCAGCAGUCCAGCGUGGGCCUCCUACUGCUGUGCGAAGAAGAUAAAAGGUCAUUUUUCAUGGACGGUGGAACCAAGCGCCAUCAGCACUUUCAAAUGCGACUGUGAGACCAUUGGGGUCACGAGACAGACCUAAAUUCAAAUUGUUGGGGGUGGUUAUAGGACUCUUUAAGAUUCCUUUCACCGAACGUGGAGUGGAGUGGGGGCUCAUGGGAGAAUGUAGCUUUAAAGGAAUACUUUCAUUAGACUAAUAACAGAGUUGAGGUAGAGACUUGGAGUGGCUCGUCGGGAUAUUCGGUUACUGCAUUUAUUAAUUUCAUAUUUCACUCCUUCACUUUCUUGGACCAAUUUAUAGAUUGGAGGUUUCAUUUAGAGGUGGUUAAGACCACCAAACUGAUCAACUUGAAAUUCUGUGUGUGUAUGUUUCUUUUUCCUUUUUUC
Messenger RNA from Vitis riparia (riverbank grape), 1341 nucleotides. Its product is annotated as ER membrane protein complex subunit 10. The record is from RefSeq and is a predicted model, not a curated record. NCBI's taxonomy places the organism in Eukaryota, Viridiplantae, Streptophyta, Magnoliopsida, Vitales, Vitaceae. The transcript is spliced from 9 exons. The coding region runs from base 33 to 947 and encodes 304 amino acids.